ACAAGUAUCAGAAAAAGCAAAGAAGAAGAAGAACUGGACAACCAGCUUGAGUGAGGAUCCUUCAGUCUUCCUAUGAUGGCGUCUCGCCGGGCACUUAAAGCCGUGCUCAUUGAUUUAAGUGGGACUCUUCACAUUGAGGACGUGGCUGUACCUGGAGCUCAGGAAGCACUCGCAAGGUUACGUCGUGCUCCGGUGGCCGUCAAAUUUGUCACUAACACCACGAAAGAAUGUAAGAGGACGUUGCUGGAGCGACUACGGCAUCUCAGCUUCGAGAUCGAAGAGCGGGAGAUCUUCACCUCGCUGACUGCAGCACGAAACCUGCUGGAGCAGAAGCAGGUGCGCCCCCUGCUGCUGGUGGAGGAUAGCGCGCUGGAGGACUUUACGGGUAUUGAAACCUCAGAUCCUAACGCUGUUGUGGUAGGCUUAGCGCCAGACCACUUCAACUAUGAAAUGCUUAAUAAAGCCUUCAGGCUAAUUCUGAAUGGCGCCCCUCUCAUUGCCAUCCAUAAAGCCCGUUACUACAAGAGGAAAGACGGCCUGGCUUUGGGACCCGGACCGUUUGUGACCGGACUGGAGUACUCCACUGACUCUCGCGCUGUUGUUGUGGGCAAACCAGAGAAAACCUUUUUCCUGGAAGCGCUGCGGGAUCUGAACUGCAGCCCUGAGGAGGCCGUAAUGAUCGGCGACGAUGCUAGAGAUGAUGUUGGCGGAGCUCAGAACACAGGGAUGCUGGGAAUAUUAGUCAAAACUGGUAAAUACAGAGCAGGUGAUGAAGGCAAAAUUAAUCCUCCUCCUCACCUGACCUGUGAGAGCUUCCUGGAAGCUGUUAAUUACAUCCUUCAACAGCUGCUAAAUACUAAAUAAAGUCUGUGAUGCUGUUUAAUCGUACAUGUAAUAUGUAUAUACAUAUUAAUUAACAAUAUAGGAAUUUACUUAUGUAGCACUGUGUUCAAAUGUCUGGUUAUGACCUGGAAUGUAGUUGUGUGUUGCUCUCACUCGUCAUUCUACGUUUGUAAGUUUAACUUUUAGUCAUCUGACCAGACUAAUUCCAGACUCAUCACAGCUACUGUAAAAUAUUAAUCAUCAUGCCUUAAACCUUUCCUGUUUGGUGUUAUAUUCCAUAUUCUGAACUUGUACAAUGAAGCUAAGGCAAUGCUGUAAAUAAAAGCAACAGGGAUUUAAA
Molecule: messenger RNA, 1183 nt
Organism: Clarias gariepinus (North African catfish)
Lineage: Eukaryota; Metazoa; Chordata; Actinopteri; Siluriformes; Clariidae
Gene: hdhd2
Product: haloacid dehalogenase-like hydrolase domain containing 2
Exons: 7
Coding region: 73-864 (263 amino acids)
Biological process (GO): dephosphorylation
Molecular function (GO): phosphatase activity
Source: RefSeq, a predicted model, not a curated record